Molecule: messenger RNA, 768 nt
Organism: Rhodofomes roseus
Lineage: Eukaryota; Fungi; Basidiomycota; Agaricomycetes; Polyporales; Fomitopsidaceae
Exons: 4
Coding region: 1-768 (255 amino acids)
Source: RefSeq, a predicted model, not a curated record
AUGGCUCAGCCACGGCUUGUCAAGCUGACAGCCGCAGAGGAGAAGACAUGUUGUGAGGUGUACAUAGAGGCGGCGAAGGGGCUGAUUCAGGAGUACACGGUGACAGUGGAACCCUUUGCAGGGGGGAAAGUGCUGGAAUCCAAGGUAAAGUCAAUCUUGAUGGGGCUGCAGGAGCAGCGGCUGGACACUGUCACAAUUGGCGGUGGUAAGGAGCCCUUCAAUGCGCUUGCUGACAAGAAGUUGAUCAAAGCGAUCAAGGAGUUCCCUGUGACUCUUCGCGGCUAUCUCAAGAAUGCUGCCUCUAUCCUACUGCCGGCCAUUGCUCACGACUCCAUUGGCCCAGCUGACUACAAUGCUGGAAUGAGCAUUGAGCAGCUAUGCAAAGACUGGGGUACAAUUGUUGAAGCGCAGAUCACAGCACCACCUCGUGCUACAAGGCUUCUGCAUGUCCUGGAUCCGGAAACGGGCCGAGUUAUUGCUCCGUUUGAGCAACACCAGCUAGUGGCCCAAAUUCUCGACAAUGCUGUCUGGCAGCGUCCUGGAGGGCUGGGUCAAACUUAUGCCCACCUUUUCGCAGCAAACAGCAUCCCAGAUGCCCUUGUAGCUCUGGCGAGCUGUGCAGCCCUUUGGGCUCUGUCGGAGUUCGAGACCGGAAAAUGUCGCUUGCGCAACUUCUCCUGCGACAUCAGCUAUUUGCGGAGCAGACAGCUUAUGGCGUACAUUGUCAAAGUCAAGCAGUCUGCAGAAUUACGAUCCCUGAGGACCUAA